Aspergillus sclerotioniger CBS 115572 is the source of this 1137-nucleotide messenger RNA. RefSeq names its product short-chain dehydrogenase. The record is from RefSeq and is a predicted model, not a curated record. The transcript has a single exon. Bases 96 to 1091 code for a protein of 331 amino acids. Lineage: Eukaryota; Fungi; Ascomycota; Eurotiomycetes; Eurotiales; Aspergillaceae.
UGUGAUCACAUCCCCACUCACUGCGGUUACAAUGUUCCACAGAACAACUAUAAAAAUGACCAUUAGACCAGUCCCAUGAGGUGGUGAGUAGCACCAUGGCCAACAGAUACACCCAAGUCCACCAGUCCCCAGCUGGCGCGGGAGAUGCCCGUCCCACCGCGCAGCAAAUUAUCCAAGAUGAACGACUCGAAGGCCAAUGGAGUGGGAAGGUCAUCCUCAUCACCGGCUGCUCCUCCGGCCUAGGGGUCCGUACUGCACGUGCGUUGUACACCACCGGUGCAACCCUAUAUCUGACAGCCCGCGAUCUCAACAAAGCGCGAUUAGCCCUCCACGAUCUCAUCGACAGCCCCCGCGUCUAUCUUCUACAUCUAGACCUCAAUUCCCUCGCCUCCGUGCGUGCAUGCGCCGAACAAUUCAAGACCCAAUCCACACGUCUCAACAUCCUCAUCGCCAAUGCCGGGGUCAUGGGCUGUCCCGAGGGGCGAACGGCAGAUGGCUUCGAGACACAGUUUGGAACCAACCAUCUAGCUCAUUUUCACCUUUUUCAUCUCCUCCGUCCAGCUCUCAUCGCUUCAUCCACACCCACUUUCCACUCCAGAGUGAUCAUUCUCUCCUCCGGCUCGCAUCGCUUCGGCCAGGUCAACUUUGAUAAUCUCACCUGGCAAGGCGAAUACGAUACCUGGAUGGCCUAUGCGCAGAGCAAGACCGCCAAUAUCUGGACUGCUAAUGAGAUUGAGCGACGGUAUGGAUCUCAGGGCCUGCAUGCGGUUAGUUUACAUCCCGGCACUAUUGCCACGGAUCUGUUGCGACAUGUCCCGGAUGAACAGAUGGCUGUUUGGACUGCGGAUAAGGAUUUGGAAAAGUAUUGGAAGACCCCGGAGCAGGGGGCUGCUACUAUCGUUUGGGCGGCUACGGCGAAGGAGUUGGAGGGGAGGGGAGGUGUGUAUUUGGAUAAUUGUUCUGUGGCGGAGGAGUGGGUGCCUACGGAGAGUGGUUGGGGGUCGGGGUAUGCUUCGUGGGCGUUUAGUCCGGAGAAAGAGGCGAGGUUGUGGGAUGUGUCAUUGGAGUUGGUGGGAUUGAAAGGGGAAUGAAAUAUGCUAGAUGAUACUCCUUUGAGUACAGCUGCUAUAAAGAAUA